AAGACUUGAAAAACAGAGGAAGUUAUAGUUUUUUCUUGGUUUUGAAGGUAUGUAAGUCAAAAACGCUUUACUUGAGAGUAAAGAAACGUUUUAAAUAAUUAUGAGAUCGUGCUCUUGGAAGAAAAAAAACGUGACUGCGAUUGGUUGUCACGAUUACAACAACGUGAGGAGCAAAAAGAAGCAAGAAGGAAUCGAAAGGUUGAGAAAGAAUAUCUCUGGUAUCAAUAAAUGAUGUUGACCAAGUCCUCAUGCUAUUAUUAACCUCUGUUUUCUCGUGUAUAUAUAUGCAUAAACGUAAGCUUUGUUUUUUCAGAAGUUACAUUUGUUUUAUUGUCCCUUGUAAAAAGAAAGAAGAUCCAAAGAUGAGUGAAGAAACAUAUGAAGAAACGAUGGAGUCAAAUGAGUCUCCUCGUCCUGCUCCAAAACUCAACGAGAGGAUUCUCUCAACUCUCUCCAAGAGAUCUGUAGCCGCACAUCCAUGGCACGACCUUGAGAUCGGUCCUGAAGCUCCAUUGGUCUUCAAUGUGGUGGUUGAGAUCACAAAGGGAAGCAAAGUGAAAUAUGAACUUGACAAAAAGACCGGUCUUAUCAAGGUUGACCGGAUCUUGUACUCAUCGGUUGUGUAUCCUCACAACUAUGGAUUCAUCCCAAGGACAUUGUGUGAAGACAACGAUCCUCUUGAUGUUCUUGUCCUCAUGCAGGAACCAGUGCUUCCAGGAUGUUUUCUCCGUGCUAGAGCCAUUGGAUUAAUGCCCAUGAUUGAUCAGGGAGAGAUGGACGACAAGAUCAUUGCCGUGUGUGCUGAUGAUCCAGAGUACAAACAUUUCACUGACAUCAAACAACUCGCUCCUCACCGUCUCUCAGAGAUCCGUCGUUUCUUCGAAGACUACAAGAAGAACGAGCACAAGGAGGUGGCUGUAAACGAUUUCUUGCCAUCAGAGAAGGCACAUGAAGCAAUCCAGUACUCCAUGGACCUAUACGCUGAGUAUAUUCUCCAUAGCUUGAGGAGAUGAACGUACAACAACACACUUAUAUUCCCAUACGGCGAAAGAGAUGAUUCUUCGCAGCACAAUAUUGUUUUAAUAAUUGUUAUUUUUCUUGUAAUGUUGCAAUUUUGUUGAAUUUUGUAAUUUGAAACUCAUACAGAGACAAAUGUAUUUUAUUUUUCAUUUUUUUCCUUGUUGCUUACUGAAACUCAUGUUAACUUGUAUACUAAUGGGCUUUAUAAGCUCAUAUGGCCCAAAUAAACUGUCUCUUUUAAAUUUUAA
This is a messenger RNA of Brassica rapa (field mustard), 1268 nucleotides long. Its product is annotated as soluble inorganic pyrophosphatase 3. The record is from RefSeq and is a predicted model, not a curated record. Gene Ontology annotation, molecular function: inorganic diphosphate phosphatase activity; magnesium ion binding. Gene Ontology annotation, cellular component: cytoplasm. Lineage: Eukaryota; Viridiplantae; Streptophyta; Magnoliopsida; Brassicales; Brassicaceae. Gene Ontology annotation, biological process: phosphate-containing compound metabolic process.